Messenger RNA from Brassica oleracea var. oleracea, 1856 nucleotides. Its product is annotated as putative beta-glucosidase 41. Gene Ontology annotation, biological process: carbohydrate metabolic process. The transcript is spliced from 10 exons. Bases 86 to 1735 code for a protein of 549 amino acids. Lineage: Eukaryota; Viridiplantae; Streptophyta; Magnoliopsida; Brassicales; Brassicaceae. Gene Ontology annotation, molecular function: beta-glucosidase activity. The record is from RefSeq and is a predicted model, not a curated record.
UGCCUCCAAAUCUUUCCUUUCCCAAACAAUUUCACUCCUAUAUCUUUUCUCUGUCUCUGCUCUUUUUAUUCAUGCCAGCCAACAAAUGGAAUAUAUCAUGAGACUCGUCCUGAUUAUGUAUCUGUUCUUCAUCGCGUCUCGUCAGCAAGUUUCAUCGGAAUCUAUUACCAGAGAGAGUUUUCCAGAUGGGUUUGUGUUCGGGACAGCUUCUUCAGCUUACCAGUUCGAAGGAGCUGUGAAUGAAGGAAACAAAGGAGAUAGCAUAUGGGACACUUUCACCAAGAAACCAGGAAAGAUAUUGGAUUUCAGCAAUGCGGAUACUACGGUUGAUCAAUAUCAUAGAUUCCAUAGUGAUAUAGAUCUUAUGAAAGAUCUGGGAAUGGAUGCUUACAGAUUCUCUAUAUCUUGGACUAGAAUAUUCCCUAAUGGAACAGGGGAAGUAAACCCAGAUGGGCUUGAGUACUACAACAGUCUCAUAGACACACUUUUAGCCAAAGGAAUCAAACCUUACGUGACAUUGUAUCACUGGGAUCUCCCACAAGCUUUAGAAGACAGAUAUGAAGGAUGGCUGAGCAGACAAGUCGUGGAUGAUUUCGAGCGUUAUGCAUUCACCUGUUUCAAAGCAUUCGGAGACAGAGUGAAGUACUGGAUCACUUUCAAUGAGCCACGCGGGCUAACGAUCCAAGGCUAUGACACAGGGAUACAGGCUCCAGGGAGGUGCUCACUUCUGGGACAUUGGUUCUGUAAGGAAGGGAAGUCAUCGGUGGAGCCUUAUGUUGUAGCUCAUAACAUUCUCUUGUCUCAUGCUGCUGCUUACCACACAUACCAGAAACACUUCAAGAAGAAACAAGGUGGUCGAAUAGGGAUGUCGUUAGAUGCAAAAUGGUUUGAGCCAAUGUCUGAUUGUGAUGAGGACAGAGAUGCAGCUCGUAGGGCAAUGGAUUUUGGGAUCGGAUGGUUUAUGGAUCCUCUAAUAAAUGGAGACUAUCCAGCUUCAAUGAAGAGACUAGUGGAAGAGAGACUACCAGAGAUAACAGCAGAGAUGUCUAGAACCAUAAAAGGGGCAUUUGACUUCUUUGGAAUCAACCACUACACGACACUGUACACAAGGAACGACAGAACAAGGAUAAGGAAACUGAUUCUACAAGAUGCUUCUUCUGAUGCAGCAGUGAUCACUAGCUGUAAGAUCCAUACACACACACACUAUCUCUCAGAUCAUAUCUUCACUACUGAUGUUCUUGUUUGCUCACUAAUUGCUGUAGCAUUUCGAGGAGGAGUAGCUAUAGGAGAAAAAGCAGGAUCAAGCUGGCUACACAUAGUCCCAUGGGGAAUCAGGAAACUAGCAGUGUAUCUCAAAGACGUCUACGGAAACCCUCCUGUCUUCAUCACAGAAAACGGUAUGGAUGAGAAGAACAACCCAUUCAUAGACAUGGAGAAAGCAUUACAAGAUGACAAGAGGAUUAGCUUCCACAGAGACUACAUCUCCAACUUAUCAGCUGCCAUUAGGAAGGAUGGUUGUGAUGUGAGAGGGUACUUCGUGUGGUCAUUGCUAGACAACUGGGAGUGGAACUCUGGUUACACUGUCCGGUUCGGGAUAUACUAUGUGGACUAUAAGAACAACCUCACAAGGGUUCCUAAAGCCUCUGCUCGAUGGUUUCGAACGUUGCUUCAUUCGGAACGGGUUGAUCUUAGCUCUUCUUCGUUAGAUUCUGACAAGCUUCUGCAGGAGAAAUGAGAGGUCAAAGGCGGAGGAAUAUAUACGGAUUUGUUCAUACAAAAAAGGUCAAAUUUUUUUGUUGGCAAUGUGAAACAGAUUCAAGCAGAAAUAUAGCGAUCUCAAAAUUAAUUGAUAGAAA